AUGUACACAUACAAGUUCCAUUCGGGCCUCCCCUUAAAGGAAACCAUCCUUUCACCAAAUGUUCCCAAAUGCCCAUUCGUUUCCCCCUUCGCAACAGCUCAGACUUCUCCCGGCCGCGGGGAGGUUGUCCUCUCCGUGCUGCCCCCUUACGUCACAACCAUCUCUCACCUGUCCUACCAGUACCCGCUGAAGCUUCUGAACAGAACUCCCGCAACGCCCCUCAAUUCCAAAUACCCGGAAUCCGCAACUAUCCCCGUCCAUCUCUACCUGCUCACCUACGGCGGCGGAUUGCUUCCCGGUGACCACAUUGAUGUCUCGAUCACCCUGCAACCGUGCACGAGAUUGGUGGUGACGACGCCGCAAGGGAGCACCAAGAUAUACAAGACAGAGCGGACGCGGGCGACGGACAGAGGCGGGCAGCCCGUUCUCCAAGACCACGAUCCCAGCAACAAAAGGAUUAACAUCCAGCAACCAACGGGAAAUGGCAAUAGCAAAGUUGUUAAUAUUAAAACUAACCUUCAUGACAAAGGCUUGCCACAAUGCAACAGUUCUCAGGCACUCGACGUGAAACUGAGCCACCAAGCAGGCCUCUGCUACAUCCCUGACCCCUCCCAACCGUUCCAAGAUAGCCAGUAUGAGCAGGUGCAGCGAUUUACACUUCUGCAGGACAAGCACCCAGAGGACGCAAAUACCGCCACCGGCAACCACGGACCCAGCCUCUGCAUCCUCGACUGGGUAACCCAAGGCCGCACCGCGCGGGGCGAAGACUGGGACUUCCACUCCUGGAAGGGUCGCAACGAGGUCUGGUCCGAGGACCCGUCCACGGGCGCCCGCAAGCUGCUGCUCCGCGACACCGUCGUCCUGGAAGACGAGACCAGAUACACAGAGGACCAGGAUGGGAACCUCCUACCCAGCCCGGACUUGGAUUCCAACCCGAUCCCGCCCCCGCUGCCACCGUCGACAUGCUCGCAUACACCCGCAUCGUCGCAGCAAACAGCACACGCCUCCCCCGCUGCGCUCUCCAUCCAGUCCCGCACACGCCCGCACGGGAUCGUGAGAACCCUCAUCCUACACGGACCCCUCUUCGACUCCCUUGCCUCCUUCAUCAUGGAGGAAUUCUCCUCCCUCCCGCGCAUUGGCGGGCGGAAUUGGGCUGCAUCAUCCAAUGCGGCCAGCGCCUUUGCUCCCAUACCCAGCACCAGAGCCUCUGGGCAGGUCCCCGUAACAUGGACGGCGGCACGAGUGCGAUCGAAUUUCGUGCUUGUGAAGUUCGGAGCGAAGGACUUUGAGAGCGCGAAGGGGUGGUUGGGCGAGUUGAUGAGGAGGGAGGGGAGUGUGGUGGGGGAGUUUGGCACGGAGGCGCUGGGGUGUUUGUAA
Messenger RNA from Histoplasma mississippiense, 1377 nucleotides. RefSeq lists its product as hypothetical. Bases 1 to 1377 code for a protein of 458 amino acids. The record is from RefSeq and is a predicted model, not a curated record. Lineage: Eukaryota; Fungi; Ascomycota; Eurotiomycetes; Onygenales; Ajellomycetaceae. Gene Ontology annotation, molecular function: nickel cation binding. The transcript has a single exon.